Messenger RNA from Aspergillus wentii DTO 134E9, 1443 nucleotides. RefSeq names its product glycoside hydrolase family 5 protein. Gene Ontology annotation, molecular function: beta-glucosidase activity. The coding region runs from base 1 to 1443 and encodes 480 amino acids. The transcript is spliced from 4 exons. Gene Ontology annotation, cellular component: extracellular region; cell surface. Lineage: Eukaryota; Fungi; Ascomycota; Eurotiomycetes; Eurotiales; Aspergillaceae. Gene Ontology annotation, biological process: glucan catabolic process. The record is from RefSeq and is a predicted model, not a curated record.
AUGACUACGGGAAUUCUACGAGUUGAAGGUAGCAAAGUUGUGGACAACAAUGGCCGGGAAGUCGUUCUUCGAGGGGUGGCCAUUGGGGGAUAUCUAAAGUAUUUCCCUCCUUCCAUGAUUUUAUGGAAAACUUCAUCACCGGAUAUCCAGGCCACGAGUCGCAGCGCAGCAUCACACGCUGCAAUGCACAAAGCCCUGGGGCCCGAGAAAUACGAUUUCUUCUUCAACAAGUGGCUGGAGUUUUUCUUUACAGAGGCGGAUGCUAGGUUUGUUGCGGGACUUGGGCUGAACUGUAUUCGGAUUCCAUUUAACUAUCGCCAUCUGGAGGAUGAUAUGAAUCCGCGCGUGCUGAAGGAGUCUGGGUUUAGGCAUCUGGAUCGGGUGAUUGGUUUGUGCGCAAAAGAAAGGAUAUACACAAUCCUGGACAUGCACGCCGUCCCCGGUGGCCAAAACGGAGACUGGCAUUCGGACAAUCCCACAAACUACGCUGCUUUCUGGGACUACAAAGACCACCAAGACAGGACCGUGUGGCUAUGGGAGCAGAUUGCGGCCCGAUAUAGGAACAACUCCUGGGUUGCAGGAUACAAUCCUCUCAACGAGCCCUGCGAUCCAGAACAUAUACGACUGCCAGCCUUUUAUGAGCGCAUUGAGAAGGCUAUUCGGGUGGUUGAUCCAAAUCAUAUUCUGUGGUUGGAUGGAAAUACGUUUGCGAUGGAGUGGAGGGAGUUUGAUAAAGUACUUCCCAAUUGCGUUUACGCUAUUCAUGACUAUUCUUCGAUGGGAUUCCCUACAGGUGAACGAUAUCAAGGCACUCCAGAGCAAAAGCAGCUCCUCGAGAGUCAGUUCCUCCGCAAGGCACAGUUUAUGACCCAGCAUGGCACACCAAUCUGGAACGGUGAAUUUGGUCCAGUCUAUGCAGAUCCACGAAUAGAUGCAGAAGCUGGGGCCAUCAACCAAGAGAGAUACAGUUUGCUUGGUGAGCAACUACGCAUAUACGACAAAUACAACAUCCACUGGUCCAUCUGGUUAUACAAAGACAUUGGCCUCCAGGGAAUGAUUCACACCAGCCCAGAUAGCAAGUGGAAUACCACAAUUCAGUCUUUCCUAGAGAAGAAGAAUCAACUCUGGCUUGAUUCUUGGGGAAGACGACCCUCUUCCGAGCCCGAGGCAGCACUAGCACCGCUCGUUGAAUGGAUCGAUAAAGUCAGCCCAACAGCAAGAAAUACAUAUCCCACAUCCUGGGAUACGAAGCGACAUUUACUCCGUGCGGUGUUCCAGACCUUUUUGGCGGCUUCGUUUGCGGAUGAGUUUGCAGGGCUGUUUCGGGGGAUGGGUGAGGACGAGCUAGAGGCUUUGGCGUAUAGUUUUCAUUUCGAUGAGUGUGUUCAAAGAGGGGGGCUCAAUGAGAUUCUGAAGUGUCAUUCUGGUGUUCCUGGGUCUUGA